CAGAAGUGCGUUAUGUGACACAUCGUGCAUGUUACAGCAGGUUCGAAAUAUUGUAUAACUAAUUAUUUCUAACCACACUGCAUUAAUAUCCGAAAAAAUGUUGAUAUCCAAAUAUUAUAACGAAUUCCCGUUAUAUACCUCAUUUUCGUUCCUUGCUGGACUCAUAGCCGCAUCUCAAUCCGCAGCCGGAAGCGACGGUAACUAUGCACUGCAUCGCAAUGACACGAACAUUUCAAACGCUACCCGCACUAUAGAGGUAGUACCAACAUCCGGGACAGGUAAGAUAGUGGAAAAGCGCGGAUUCAAGAAAAAGCCGAUUUACUCGCACCGCUCAAAAAAACCGGAAACCACCAGCGCCAUCAGUAGUAUUUUUGAUGACAAAACAGUACUGGCCGCCUAUCUCGAUUACAUACGUGGAGGGAACUGUGGUCAUCGCCGGCACCACGGCAACGGUGCAACCAUCGAAGAAUGCUACGAAAUGCUGUGCAACCAACCCCUGCCCACCACAACGGAAGCCCCGGCGCCUACACCAGCGCCCGCACCAGCACCGGCGCCUGCGCCAGCUCCCUCUUCAAAAUGGGACUACAAGGAAAUUAAAACAAAAGUACUGAAGACCAAAGAGAUCCACAUCGGCCAAUGGAUUAUCCGCGAUGAACUGUUCGAAGACGAGCACUAUCUCGUCUUUCGCGACUCCACUGGCGACGAUGACCGUUUCGCCCUGAAAGAAGGCAUGGGCAAUUCCGCCACGCUGGACGUCAACGGGAAACUGCACGUCAGUGCGCUGGCGGUCGGCGAUGACAACUGGGUGAUCUACCAGGAUGGCAACUAUCUGGUGGUCCUGGAUCAAGCCAGCGGGGGCGUUAAGCGGUUCGCCAUUCAGAAGGGCACCGGCAACCCGGUGUACGUCAAUCCCAACGGACAAGUCGAAGCGGACGAGCUCGUCAUUCACGACGGCUGGUCGCUGCACCAGGAAACCUAUCCAUCACCCGGAGGUACUCAGUACUUUGUCAUUCGGGACACGAUUACCAGUCCCACGCCGGAUAGUCGCUGGGCGUACCAGAGAGGAACGUCAAAAGACGCAUGAUUGUCUAAAGCUGCUGGUUUCGUUUGUGUCGUUAUAAUAGCUGACAGAGUGCUGGGUGCUUUUUUAUUGCCGUUUUCAGUUAUUUUCUCGUGUAAAUUAAUAGAUCAUACAUAAUGUAAUCAUAUUAAUUCUGUUAUCGAAUAAACUAUGCUUUCAAUCAAAUGUGCGCAUUUUAACGAGAGAAUAAUUCAUCUUAUUGCAUGUUCUAUCAGCACUAAACUU
Paramacrobiotus metropolitanus is the source of this 1306-nucleotide messenger RNA. RefSeq lists its product as uncharacterized. The record is from RefSeq and is a predicted model, not a curated record. The coding region runs from base 98 to 1084 and encodes 328 amino acids. Lineage: Eukaryota; Metazoa; Tardigrada; Eutardigrada; Parachela; Macrobiotidae. The transcript has 5 exons.